Molecule: messenger RNA, 1530 nt
Organism: Lepidothrix coronata (blue-crowned manakin)
Lineage: Eukaryota; Metazoa; Chordata; Aves; Passeriformes; Pipridae
Product: kelch-like protein 10
Exons: 3
Coding region: 140-1456 (438 amino acids)
Molecular function (GO): protein binding
Source: RefSeq, a predicted model, not a curated record
AAUCCAGAACCAGCGAGUGUGUUCAGCGCUGGACGUUUGCAGACAACGCCAGAGUGCUCCAUGCGCGUCAGCGAGGUCCACUGCCUCUGACUCCAACGUGGGGGAUAGCUCAGCACCCACCAGACAGUCAUCCUCCAACAUGGAGAGGGAGAUGAGCGAAAGGAAUUGGAGCAUCGCCAAUGAGCUCCGCCUGGAAGGGAGAUUCUGCGACGUGAUCAUAAGCGUAGAUGGAGUGGAAUUCAAGGCUCACAAGGUCAUCCUCUCUGGUUGCAGUAUCUACUUCAGGACUCUGUUUACCAACUGCGCAGACAAGAUGGUCUAUAAAAUCCCCGGUGUUUCAGCUGAAAUGAUGGGUCUCAUCAUCGAUUACGCCUACACUGGGACAGUACCGAUCAGGGAGGACAACGUUGAGAGUUUGCUGGCUGCAGCAGACCAGUUCAACAUCAUGGGCAUCGUCAACCUGUGCUGCGAGUUCCUCAGUUCCAGGCUGUGCUUUGAGAACUGCAUUGGCAUCUGCAGAUUCACUGACUAUUACUACUGCCCCGACCUGCGCGCAGCAGCCUGUGUGUACAUCCUGCACCACUUCGAGGAGGUGUCCCAGGUGUCCAAGGAGUUCCUAGACCUCUCUGCUGAGGAGCUGGCACACAUCAUCGAGAAGGACGAGCUCAACGUGAAGCGAGAAGAAGCCGUGUUCGAGGCUGUGAUGAGGUGGAUCGCUCACGACCCGCAGAACAGGAGGCGGUACAUCGCCUGCUUGCUGGGCAAGGUUCGACUGGCACUCCUACAGUCUGACUACUUCAUGAACAACGUCAAAGCUCACGAGUACGUGAAGGACAAUGCUGAGUGCAAAGAUCUCAUCAUCAGUGCCCUGUCAGAAAUCUACAACCUGAACUUGUAUGGCCAGAGCUCCUCAGCCAACGCCAACCCAUUCACCCGGCCACGCCUGCCCUACGCCAUCCUCUUUGCCAUCGGGGGCUGGAGCGGGGGCGGCGCCACCAGUGCCAUUGAGACAUACGACGGCCGCACCGACGAGUGGCUGAACAUCCCCUGGGAGCAAGAGAACCCUGUUGCCUACCACGGCUCGGCGUAUUUGAAAGGCCACGUCUAUGUCAUUGGCGGAUUUGAUGGCACACAUUAUUUCGACAUUGUCAAGCGGUUUGACCCACUCCAGAAGACGUGGCAGCAGGUGGAACCCAUGCACUCGCGGCGCUGCUACGUCAGCGUCACCGUCGUGGACAACUUCAUCUACGCCAUGGGAGGGUUUGACGGGUACAUAUGGCUCAACACAGCAGAGCGCUACGACCCAGACACCAACCAGUGGACCCUGAUCACCCCUAUGCACGAGCAGAGGAGCGACGCCAACGCGACCACGCUGAACGGAAAGGUAAACGGACGGGGAGAGGAUGGAGAGUUGCAACAUGAAGAAAGUUCACAUAAACCUUCACUGAAUUUGUAACAAUUCAUUAAAUCCUGGACCUACAGAUAUAAAACAGCAUCUACCUCAUGUGGCAGAGAUGUGACCAGGAGUGU